This is a messenger RNA of Aegilops tauschii subsp. strangulata, 1376 nucleotides long. RefSeq lists its product as uncharacterized. NCBI's taxonomy places the organism in Eukaryota, Viridiplantae, Streptophyta, Magnoliopsida, Poales, Poaceae. The record is from RefSeq and is a predicted model, not a curated record.
GGAGAUGCCCUAACCAUCCCGUGGCGUCCUCAUGUCAGGGAAGCAGUGCAAGCUUCAGGCCUCCAACCAAGCACACUUCCGGCAGGUCUCCAGGCAAAAUUUGGUCAGGGUGGCAACCAAACAUAUUUUCAGAACUGUGUACCGAAGGUGCAGGCGUGACAGGCGCCUCCACGCGGCGGCGAUCAUGGCCGCGGCCCUCCGCCCCCUGCUCCGCUGGCACGCAGUUCUGCCGCCAUCUUCGAUGCUGCGCGCUCUAUUCCCCGUGCCGUACUCCAAGGCCGCCGCCAGACCCCCAGCCGUGUGCCACGCCCCCCUGCCGCCUCCCCUUCUGAGGGAGGUUACUCCAAGGAGGGCUCCUCCAAUUCCAAAGGGUGAACCACACCGCUGCACUGCUGUUCAAAGUACCAUGAGUGACAGUACAAAGUCGUUGCUGGAUAAACUGAAGGAUCUCAAGGACAGUAAGAAGCCACUGGACGACAUGGAAAAGAAUAUUAAGGAGCGUAGGGAAAUGAUAAAGAAAGCUCUGCAUGACUCUAGGGUUGCUAAUGCUAUGUUUAGGGUAAGACUGGAUGGCCUUAGGAAACUUCUUGCCAAAAUACGUGAUGGCCGAGAGGAUUCUGCCAGAAUCAAUGCAAUAUACCGCAGAUUGGAGGAUGACUAUGACAAAGAUUGGGCCAUUCAUGAGUCUAAAGGUCGCUUGAUUGACGAACAGAUGAAAAUGUUAAGGAAGGAGGGAGAUGACUAUAUCAAUGCUUUGAGGGAGUAUCAUGAAUUGCAAAUAUCCAUCCUGAAGCAUGCAGAGGAGGUGGAGGAGGCGGAGAAGGUGGAGGAGGUAGAGAGCAUGGAGAAGGUGGAGGAGGUAGAGAACAUGGAGAAGGUGAAGAAGGUUGCAAAAGUGUGUGCCGCUGCUGGCCUCAUGGGAGGGCUUCUGGUGAUACUGGGAAAGAUCUAGAUUGGUUUUGUGUAGAACUGAGAUGACAGAUAUGACUAGGCUGAGCUGGUAUUUGGAGUGGCAGAGUAACAUUUUACUAUUUCUUGGUUUCUCUCUGUGUGCCGUUGUAAUGGUGCAUUCGUGGGAAGGCUUGCGCGGAUGCUAGCAAAGAUCUGGAUUAGAGGAACACGGAGUGCUUCUUUUUGUUUUGGAGUGGCUAGAUGACUAUGUUGAGCUGGUAUUUGGUGUAGUGUGGUAGUUAUUGACUGUUUCCUUGGUUAGUAGUCUUUGUGCCAUUUGUGGUGCUUGUUAGAACCUGCAAGAGAAGGUAAGAGAAAGCCAAGUGAUAGGAUUGUCAUAUUGCAGUUGUCUCUAUGUAACACUAGAAUACAACUCAUUUUAUGCACCCUGAAGGCUUGGCUGAGAAAAGGAUGUGUUGGGGGUU